This is a messenger RNA of Merops nubicus (carmine bee-eater), 1914 nucleotides long. Its product is annotated as zinc finger protein ZXDC-like. NCBI's taxonomy places the organism in Eukaryota, Metazoa, Chordata, Aves, Coraciiformes, Meropidae. The transcript is spliced from 10 exons. Gene Ontology annotation, biological process: regulation of transcription by RNA polymerase II. Gene Ontology annotation, molecular function: transcription coregulator activity. The record is from RefSeq and is a predicted model, not a curated record. The annotation marks the transcript as partial. Gene Ontology annotation, cellular component: nucleus.
AGCCACCUGGAGCCCGAGCGGCCCUACCGCUGCGACUUCCCCGGCUGUGAAAGGACAUUCAUCACAGUGAGUGCGUUAUUCUCCCAUAAUCGAGCCCACUUCAGAGAGCAAGAGCAGUUCUCCUGCUCGUUCCCUGGCUGUAACAAGCAGUAUGACAAAGCUUGCCGGCUGAAAAUCCACAUGAGGAGUCACACAGGUGAAAGGCCUUUUAUCUGCGACUUUGAAGGUUGUGGCUGGUCUUUCACCAGUAUGUCCAAGCUGCUGAGACAUAAAAGGAAACACGAAGAUGACAGGAGAUUUAUGUGCCCGGUGGAAGGCUGUGGGAAGUCCUUCACAAGAGCAGAACACUUGAAAGGCCACAGUAUAACUCACCUGGGUACAAAACCAUUUGAGUGUCCAGUGGAAGGUUGUUGUGCAAAAUUUUCAGCACGAAGUAGUCUGUAUAUUCACUCCAAAAAACAUCUUCAGGAUGUGGACUCCUUAAAGACUCGUUGCCCUGUGUCGAGCUGUAAUAAAUUGUUCACUUCCAAACACAGCAUGAAGACACACAUGGUCAAACAGCAUAACUUCAGCCCAGAUCUCCUCACUCAGCUCGAAGCAAGCAGCUCCCUCACACCCAGCAGCGAACUCAGUAGCCCGGGACAGAGCGAUCUGAGCAGCAUAGACCUCGUGUCCCUGUUCUCCAGCGUGCCCAGCAACAGCUCUGGGCUGGCAGCCGACAUGGCGCUGGUCAACUCGGGGAUUGUCACCAUCGACGUGGCGUCGGUGGGCUCCACGCUGGGAGGAAACCUGCCUGUCAGUAACAGCUCCUUGAGCCAGGCGGUCGACCCCUUGAUACUGGUGGCCAGCAGCGAUAUGCCGCAGAGCCUGGACAGUUCUCUCUUGCUGGGAACUGGCGCAACAGUUCUACAGCAAAGCACUUUAAAUUUGGAUGACGUGCAGACCGUCAAUGCGGAAGCCUUGGGUUCCCUGGCUUCUCUGUCGGUGAGGAACUCCAGCCAAGAUGUGCAUGGUUUGACCUCCAGCAAUAAUUUAACAAUCGACACAGCCACUUUGACUCCUUCUAGUAGCCUUGGUGGUACCAACGUGCCUGAGUUACUAACGCCAACUAAAGUGGAACGGAACCUGCUUCCUAGCUCGGAUGUUGUUGGUCAGCAAGAGGGCAGCAAAGUAGUGACACAGUUUGUCUUCUCCAACCCUCCAGGGAGCUACAGUGCACAGAAAGAAAUGGAUCUUGGCACAGUGACUGGCAGCUCGUUUUUGGAGAGCAGUGGGUCUGCGAGAACAGACUACAGAGCCAUUCAGCUAGCCAAGAAAAGAAAGCAAAAAGGGAAUGGGAGCAGCACAGGGGCCUCUGGCUCUGGUCAGAGGAAAAGCAAGGGUGGUAAAGUAAGCCCUACUGCCUUUUCAUCAUCUGCUCCUGGCAGUCGACUGGGUGGCAACGUAGUUCUGCCAAAUGGAGGGCUGACAAUAAGGGACCCUGCCACUGGAGCCCAGUAUGUGCAAAUUCAGCUUCUUCAGGAUGAUUCCCCGGGAGAGGGAGAUUUGCCCUUUCAGCUGAGCUCUCAGUCCUCCACGUCACAUUCGCAGCUUACAGUGGACUUACCUGUUCACAUACUUCAGGAACCACACAAUUCCACUGAAGAUGAUGCAGGUUCUGAUAAUUCUCAGUUCACUGGAAGCACGAUAAACUUACAGGAUCUGGAAUGACCAUUAUUAAGAACAGCUGCUUGAAAACAAACUGGGCAAUCACGUCUUGACAGUGAGAUAACUGUGUGGGUCUUCUUCUAAGGAAAACAGGAAAACUUGGAGUACUGCAUUGUGGUUGCACUCUUUGCAAGUUGCUAAGGACAGUUGCAGCAGAAAGAUUUUCUUUAAAAAUGUAAAUCCCACUCGAUGUGCCUGUGUCAGAUA